CGCAAUCAGCAGGCCAGGCAUUUGGCAUUGGAUAGGAUCGGUCUCGCAAAGGAAUAAUUGCGGCGCAGCAAUUGUCUGUGCUGGUAAUCCUAGGCCGACUUAGCCACAGACGAGGGGGCGCUUAACAUCAUGACGAGGCAUGGUGUUUUGGCCUUAGGUCUUCUGCUUGCAGCAGCUCUUUGCCUGUCCGCUGGAGCAUUGCUCAUCGACGAUCAGCCUCUGAAUGGCAGUUCUGAGCCUUCUGCCUGGGCGACCCUUAUUUCACCUGAUGCCUCAUACAAGCCCCUGAUAAAGUCGCCACUGCCGCAAAACUACCUGGAGCCUUUCCAUCUGCCCACGAGCUGGGACUGGCGCAACGUGAAUGGAACAAACUACUGCUCGACCACCCGCAACCAGCACAUUCCUCAAUACUGUGGGUCAUGCUGGGCCAUGGGUUCAACCUCCUCCUUGGCUGACCGCGCAAACAUUCAGCAGGGUGGCGCCUGGCCAUCCGCUUAUCUGUCCGUCCAAAACGUCAUCGACUGCGGCGGCGCCGGCAGUUGCCACGGAGGCUGGGACUCGAGGGUCUACGAGUACGCGGCCAGGGAGGGCAUCCCCGAUGAGACCUGCAACAACUACAUCGCUGCCGACCAGGUGUGCAACGCCAAGGACCAGUGCUUCACUUGCUGGCCAGACUCCGGCUGCCAGCCCCUGAAGGACUACAACCGCCUGGUUGUGGCCGAGCACGGGCGGCUGCACGGUGCGCAUGCGAUGAAGGCGGAGAUCUUCGCGCGCGGCCCCAUCAGCUGCGGCAUCGACGCCACGCGCAAGCUGGACAAGUACGAGGGCGGCAUCUUCGCCGAGUACAAGCCGCUGGCCAACAUCAACCACAUUAUCUCCGUCAUCGGCUGGGGCGUCGAGGACGACGUCGAGUACUGGCUGGUGCGCAACUCGUGGGGCGAGCCGUGGGGCGAGAAGGGCUUCUUCCGCAUUGUGACCGGCGCCUACAAGGACGGCCGCGGCGAAGACUAUAAUCUGGCGAUCGAGACGCAGUGCGGCUUUGGCGUGCCGGCCACCUGGGAGCGCGCCUCCAACCUCGACGUCGGCGCCACCGCCCUGCGCACCGCCAACGCGGUCUCCGUCGCGCAUGCGGCCAACGCCAAGACUUCCUCCUCCUGAAGGGAGACUUCCUCCCUCUGGGUUGUUGUCUCUGCCAUUUAGAACCCACUGGACCUUCAUGUGCCUGCUCGGUGAUCCGGGCAGAAAGGCGGCUGAAAGGCAAGGCGGGGAUGCAAAGGCAGGGCUGGCUAGGCCAGUUAGGAUGGCAUGGGGGAUUGAUCCCCCGCGAUUGCUGAUUUGCGGCGUCCUGUGAUGCAGCAGGGCAUGAAUUAAUUUAGCAUGUGGGUGGCUCCAGAUUGUGGCCUCACCGCUGCAGUCGGCAUUUGGGUCCUGCAUUGCGCAGCGUUGCUGUGUCAGCAUUCAUUGAUGCUACAGUUGGGUGUGCUAUCAUUGGGUGUACCAUGCAAGAGUGUCAGCACCGAUUCCUUAUUGUAGUCUAGGAUACUGGCCCGACCACAUAGCAGUCACACAUGCAUGUUGCCGUGUUUCACGGGUCAGGAUACCUCAUAAUUGCCUUAGUUGCUGUCCGAUUUGGGAGCAGUACCGCGCAUUAUUGUACAUUAGCGUAUUUGGCUGGUGCUGGGUUCUUGUACCUGCCUGCACCUCCCAACUUCCGCUGCACCGGCAUUGCCGCAUAAGAGCGGAUGGGUCUGCCAUGCAGGGUGUUUAUAAGUAUGCCUGCUGUAAUGCUGUUGUAUGGCUGGUGAUACCAGUACGUACUAGAGCGCUCGCACCGCUCGGGUGUGCCACUCUUAAGUGUACUCUUAUAGGUUUGUUUGCUAGCAUUGUGAUCUUGUUGAGUGAUCUUGCUCGCACUACUGCCAGAAUUGUAAACAAAUUGAUUAGGAUUUUCA
This is a messenger RNA of Coccomyxa subellipsoidea C-169, 1952 nucleotides long. Its product is annotated as cysteine proteinase. Gene Ontology annotation, molecular function: cysteine-type endopeptidase activity. The transcript has 8 exons. Bases 130 to 1158 code for a protein of 342 amino acids. Lineage: Eukaryota; Viridiplantae; Chlorophyta; Trebouxiophyceae; Coccomyxaceae. Gene Ontology annotation, cellular component: lysosome. The record is from RefSeq and is a predicted model, not a curated record.